GUCCACACUAAAGGGUUGUCAUGAAUCAUGGCCGAGAAAAACGUUCGUCCGGCAUGAUAGCAACAUGUUGACUGACAUCAUCAUAAUUUAGGCUGGACGGUGUGCCGCGAGUCAAGAAACAGCGCAGAAUUUGCUAAACUGUGGUUAGGGUUUCCUAUUCUGGCCAUAUCAACGGGAUGCAUGAAGUCCCAUCCAAACUUUUCCCAAGCCAUGGACCAGUCAGAUCCGAGCCCGCCGUUCCCCGUGGAGUACUUUCUCCACUCGAUCCCACAUGGUUUGUGAGGAAUGUGGGGGUUCUUCCAGAAUUUCUCGGUAUUGCUUGCAAAUAUGGAGGGGAUGCUGUAUGACGGCAGGGAACCGAGAACUGUUCGGGCAUGCCGUGAUCGGUCGGCUAAGAAAUGCUCCUGCGAUCCCGGGGUCAUCACGGAUCCAGAGUCGGAUGCUGGACGGCGGAUAUAAAAUGAGGAUUUUCUGCGUGACCCUUCGUCUCCAGGCGCAGUUUUCUCUUAUUUUAAUUCGCGCCCAUUUUACCCGUUAACAAAAUGGUAGCGUCCUUACUGAGACUGACGGUCCUGGGGACUCUGGCAGUACAGGCCGUCUGCAAGACUGUAAAUACAUCGUCCCUCUUGACCUACCAGGAUAGACCGCGGGUGUUUAUCUUAUCGGAUAUCUCGAAUGAGCCGGACGACCAGGAGUCCCUGACGCGGUACCUCCUCUACUCUAACCAAUUCAAAACUGAGGGUCUCGUCGCAUCGACGUCCACUUGGCUCAGAGAUGCAGUCCACCCGGAGGAUAUGCUGCAGGUGAUCAACGCCUAUGGCAAUGUCACCGAUAACCUCAACAAGCAUGCUCCCCCGAAUGCUCAGUAUGCCUCUGGAGAUUACUUCCGCAGUAUCCUGCGCAGUGGCCCCGCGACCUAUGGCAUGAAAGCCGUGGGAAGCAACGUCACGCUCAGCGACGGCGGAAAGCUGCUUCUCGAACGUCUUCAGUCUCCCUCCCAGAAGCCCCUUUGGGUUCUCGCUUGGGGUGGUACGAACGUUCUGGCCCAGGUGUUGUAUAAAAUCCACCAGAACUCCUCAUCCGAAGAGGCGGCUGCUCUUCGUUCCAAGCUGCGCGUGUAUGCCAUUUCCGACCAAGAUGACACGGGUUCCUGGAUCCGUCGGACCUACCCAGACAUCUUCUACAUUUCGUCCACGCACGGAUGGAACCAAUACGGUCUCGCAUCCUGGAUCGCCAUCUCCGGCGAGACGUACUACGGUAAGGAUGAGGGUGGUCCUAACAGCACCACCGUGACACAUGAGUGGCUGCGCGACAACAUCCAGAUUGGACCCUAUGGUAGUGUGGCGUACCCCGAUUUCAAGUUUAUCAUGGAGGGCGAUACUCCUACAUUCCUGUACCUGAUCCAGAAUGGUCUGGGCGACUCGGAGAACCCCGGCUAUGGAUCUUGGGGUGGAAGAUAUACCAAGGUGGACCCCUCGACGGCUGUGAACUACAACCACUACAGCGAUGCAGCGGAUCGUGUGGUGGGUCUCAACAACAAGACUUUCAGCUCCAACUAUGCUACUAUUUGGAGAUGGCGGGACGCUUACCAGAACGAUUUCGCCGCUCGCAUGCAGUGGACCCUCCCGGCGAACGUUAGCCAGGCGAACCAUCACCCCGUUGUCUCUGUCAACGGAAGCAAGCAACUGGCUCCAUUCAAGAUGACGGCCCAGGCAGGCUCGACGAUUAACCUCGAUACCGCUGGCACCUAUGAUCCAGAUGGCGAUAGGUUGUCGUACAACUGGUUCCAAUACCAAGAGCCCGGUUCCGAUGACUGGAACGUGGCAGGACAGGUCCCUGCAUUGAACCUGACUACCGCGAAGAAUGGCCAGCAGGUACAGGUGGCGAUCCCUGCUUCCGAGGACAGCUGCAAUGGAAAGGGAGAUAACCCCUCUGGCUGUUGGCUGUUGCAUUUGGUUUUGGAGGUCAAGGAUAACGGUGUUCAUCCCUUGACAACUUACCGUCGGGUGCUCAUCCAGACUACUAACCAGACGAUCGCUGCGUGAUACAUUGGUACCGACGCAUAGACCCUGUAACUCUAGC
Molecule: messenger RNA, 2082 nt
Organism: Aspergillus pseudonomiae
Lineage: Eukaryota; Fungi; Ascomycota; Eurotiomycetes; Eurotiales; Aspergillaceae
Exons: 2
Coding region: 543-2045 (500 amino acids)
Molecular function (GO): hydrolase activity, hydrolyzing N-glycosyl compounds
Source: RefSeq, a predicted model, not a curated record